CAAGGUCCGUGUUAUCUUGUGCGAUUAGUUUCCCUGCAAUGACUAAUCCAUUUAUCUUGAUCAACUGAUACACCUACGCCAAAUUUAGAUAUUUUGAACGGAGACGUCAACUGCACUCUUCUCCUUCAACACAAUAUUUUCACCAUGGCCCUGGCACUGGUCCAGUCCCUCUCCAGACACUCCGCUAAAGCCCUAAGGGCCAGAUGGAGGCUAUCUCAGACUCUGCACAUCUCUUACCUGCCUCUGGGGGGUGCCAUUCACAACAGCCAGCCCUCUACCAACCCUACAGCCAGACUUCCUUGUCUAAAAGCCUUUCACCUCAGCACAGCGUCAUCCAGCCCUGACCCUAACAAGCCCAAAUCAGUGUUGUCCUCCAGCCUCGAGGUGGAGCUGUUUGAGAUGGGGAUGUGGUCUCUGGGUCUGGGGACCUUAGGAGUUGCCAUUGUUGGAAUCUUCCUGGCCAACACUGACUUGUGUCUGACCAAGGCUGCCCAGGCCUCGCUGGAGUACCUGGAGGACGCAGACCUCCGCUCCACUGGAGACGAUGAGAACACCAUAAAGGCCAAAGCUCUGUGGGAGAAGACGGGAGCAGUAGUCAUGGCUGUACGACGGCCCGGAUGAUUUUUGUGCAGAGAGGAAGCUUCCGAGCUGUCCUCUCUGAAGACCCAGCUUGAGGAUCUCGGGGUCCCUCUAGUUGCCGUGGUGAAGGAGAACAUCGGCACGGAGAUCCAGGACUUCCGAUCACACUUCGCUGGGGACAUCUAUGUAGACGAGAAGCACCACUUCUAUGGCCCACUACAGAGGAAGAUGGGGGGGCUGGGCUUCAUCCGUCUGGGGGUGUGGCAGAACUUUAUGCGGGCCUGGAAGGCCGGUUACCAUGGCAACAUGUUGGGGGAGGGCUUCGUCCUGGGAGGCGUGUUUGUCAUCGGCGCGGGGAACCAGGGAAUUCUUCUGGAGCACAGGGAGGAGGAGUUUGGCAACAAAGUGGAGAACCAAGAUGUUUUGCAGGCUGUCAAGAGAAUUGUUCCAGUGCAAUAAUGGUUAGUUUUGUGUUCACGAACUUAGUAGCAUUAGACCAACGCUGAUAGAGGCCUCUGUUUCAUUCACAACAUAACUUUAUCCCAACAAGUGUUUGUGAGUUGUGUAUGACAUUUUAAACUUGAAAGGGGCAUUUUUCAUAUCUGUAGUUCUCCUGCACCAACCUUAUAUGAUUUAUAUUAUUGCUAGCUCCGCCCAUCAGAACAAUGUGAAUGCUCAGGUAAAUGAGCUCCACUGCUUAUAAUAUCCUGACCUCUUAACUCCCUGCACUCAUAAGCCCAUUGGAAGACGAGGUGGACCUAUUUUUUUCUCUAGAUGUGGAAACUCCCAAGUUGUACCAACUAGACAGUGUUCUGUAGGCUUAAGGUCUUGGUCAGGUUGUUAUUGUAAAAUGUGUUCUCAUGACUUACCUGGUUAAAUGAAGGUAUUGUCAACCAGGGACCUUACUGCUUGCACUUGAACUGAGAACACUUGAACAUUACUCAUCUCUUGGGAGAGCGGUAUAUCUACAACUAGUGUGUUUACACUUUUAUUGAAGUCAAACUCAACUCGAGGAAUGCACGGUUCUCUGCAUCUGGAUUUUGUACGUAAAGUCAGUCUUGUAACGUUGCUAUGUGUUAUAUUAUAUUAUACCUGUGAAUGAGUGUGUGUGGUCGAUGUGUGUUUAUUAAUGAAGACCUGACUGUAAACUCGGUGACGAGGGGAGCAGGUUUGAUAUCCAAACACACACUGCCUCAUACUCACCAUGGCCAGGUUGGCAGGAAGCAGGUGUGUGAGAGACAGGGUGCAAAGCACAAUAAACCCAUCACACCAUC
This is a messenger RNA of Oncorhynchus mykiss (rainbow trout), 1853 nucleotides long. RefSeq names its product peroxiredoxin-like 2A. The record is from RefSeq and is a predicted model, not a curated record. NCBI's taxonomy places the organism in Eukaryota, Metazoa, Chordata, Actinopteri, Salmoniformes, Salmonidae. Gene Ontology annotation, molecular function: antioxidant activity.